AUGUGGGAGAUGGGGCUAGUUGCCCUAUCCCGCCUCCCAAAAGUCGUUAACAGAGUCACCAAUUGUGGAGGAACCGACGUCUUGCUAAAAAAGCUCUGGUGGCAGCCACUGAGUCCAAAGUCUCCUACUCGACAAUCCGCCGAUGUCUCCGCGCCCACAACUUACGCAAAUGGAAAGCACAAAAGAGAAUACCUCUCUCCAAGUAAGAUGCUCGGCAGAGCAAAUAUUACGAUCAUGGUAUGGGCAACGGUAUGGAGAGGUGGUCGGAGUGACAUUGUCAUUAUGGAGAGGGAUGAAGAUGCCCCUCGCAAGGGGUAUACCGCCAACUCGUAUCAGAAGGCUCUCCAAGAGGGUCUUCUACCUCAUUAUGAUGGUACAAGGCAUUUCCAGCAAGAUAACGCAAAGAUCCAUGUCGCUGAAUUGACUCGGAAGUGGCUUGCUGAGCGUGGAAUCGAAUGGAUGUAUUGGCCUGCACAUAGCCCGGAUCUCAACCCCAUUGAGCAUGUUUGGGCAGCUCUGAAAAGGAACCUGAGGAAGAUGUUCCCUGAUCUUUGGGAGCUCAAAAAGAACGCACUUGAUGUCGAAGAGUUCAAGGAGAAACUGAGGGCGGCGUGGAGGGCGAUAGAUCAAGCCCUGAUUGACAGGCUGAUUGACUCGAUGCCUCGUCGACUUGCUGCCGUCAAAAAGGCUCGGGAAAUGCAGGCGGCUGGGUUUUGGUGGGGCGUAUGGAGACUUUUGAACCCCAAAUGUCAUCACGUGAGCUGGAUCGGCCUUGUGCACAGUACGCCGAUGCUAUGCGCUCACGAUGCUGCUCAGCCACUGGUUCGCACCUCCUCUUCGGCUACCGACAGCCGCCAUCAAGCCCUUCUCUUGCUCAUUGAUGGAUUGAUCAACACCUACAAAAUGGCGAGGUAUGCGCUGCUUUCACGUCGACUGCUGGCCAGCCGGCCGUAUGUACGCAAUGCCCGGACAUUCGCGACAGCAUCCGAUCAGCAGCGCGCCUCAUCUGACUACCGCGUGAAGCUCGUCGAGGUCGGACCCCGCGAUGGCCUCCAAAACGAGAAGCGCGCCAUCCCGCUAGCAACUAAGCUCGAAUUGAUUGAGCGCCUGGCGAAGACGGGAUUGACCACCAUUGAAGCCGGUUCAUUUGUCUCGCCCAAAUGGGACAAACCGGCGCUCGAAAUCGCCGUGUUCGCCUCGGCAACCGAGUCCUUCUCGCAGCGCAACCUCAACUGCGACAUCGCCACCUCGCUCGCCCGCUUCCGCGACGUCAUCCAGGCCGCCAAGGACACCCACGCCCUGCGCGUGCGCGCCUACAUCUCGGUCGUGUUGGGGUGCCCCUUUGAGGGGUACGAUGUAGACCCGCACCGCGUCGCGCACGUCGCGACGGAGCUGCUGGAGAUGGGAGCGGAUGAGAUCGCGCUGAGAGAUACGACCAGAGAUGGGGACUGCGCCGAGGACGCGUUGGUGAAUACCGCGGUUGCGUUAGAGCAUGGGAUCAGGACGUUUGAUUGUAGUGUUGGUGGGCUUGGGGGGUGUCCGUACUCGCCGGGGGCGACGGGGAAUGUGGCGACGGAGGAUGUGGUGUAUUUUAUGGAGACGUUGGGGAUGGAUACGGGCGUGGACUUGGAUGGGGUGGUGGAUGUGGGGGAGUGGAUUACGCGCGAGAUUGGGAAGGAGAAUGCGAGUACGGUUGGGAAAGCCGUUCUCGGGGCGCGGAAGAGGACCGAGGCGGAUAAGGAGACAGCGCGCUUGGGCGGCGAAGUGAACAAGCAGAUUUGUCUUUAA
Chaetomium globosum CBS 148.51 is the source of this 1788-nucleotide messenger RNA. RefSeq lists its product as uncharacterized. The transcript is spliced from 8 exons. The record is from RefSeq and is a predicted model, not a curated record. Gene Ontology annotation, biological process: ketone body biosynthetic process; L-leucine catabolic process. The coding region runs from base 1 to 1788 and encodes 595 amino acids. Lineage: Eukaryota; Fungi; Ascomycota; Sordariomycetes; Sordariales; Chaetomiaceae. Gene Ontology annotation, molecular function: hydroxymethylglutaryl-CoA lyase activity; nucleic acid binding.